UGUCCAGGCGGGGCAGUUGGGAAGCGGAAGCGAGGAAGAUGAGGAAAGUGAGUCAGAUUCAGAUGAUCUAGAGGAAAAGAAAAUACAGGCCAUGCUGGAAGGAGGCAUCAUCAUGGAAAAACCAAUGCACUGGCGGACUGAAGAAAAAAUAAAGUGGACUGAUGUAGCUGGUUUGGAAGGAGCAAAAGCAGCUUUGAAAGAAGCUGUCAUAUUGCCCAUGAAGUUCCCUCAUUUGUUCACUGGAAAGCGAAUCCCAUGGAGAGGGAUUCUCCUCUAUGGACCACCUGGGACGGGAAAGUCAUACUUGGCUAAGGCUGUG
Molecule: messenger RNA, 319 nt
Organism: Darwinula stevensoni
Lineage: Eukaryota; Metazoa; Arthropoda; Ostracoda; Podocopida; Darwinulidae
Source: the annotation of a GenBank genome assembly